AUGGCCACCCCCAGCUCUCAUUUCCAAUCCCAGCCGCAGCACUUGCUGCUGGUGCUGCCAGUGCCAGUAAUCCUAGUUCUCAUCUUUGCCAUGGCUGCUGAAGCUCAAGGGGGUUGCCGACACAAGUGCGGUGACAUCGACAUCCCCUUCCCAUUUGGCAUCGGCGUCGGCCCCGGCUGCUUCCGUGAUGGCUUCGAGGUCUUGUGCAACGAAUCUUCCGUUCCUCCCCGUGCCUUCCUUGCUGGAGGCAAGUACGUCAGGCAGCAGCACAGCUCGCCAUCCGGUGACAUUGAGUCGUCCUGGCUGGUGGAGCUGGCGAGCUUAUCAGUCGCUACAGGCGAGGCACGAGUGUUUGCCCCGGUCUCCUACCACUGCAACACACAAGACAACGGGGUCGUCUCCAUGGCACCGGGGGACGGGUCUUGCUCGGGGUCCUGCUGCCAAGCUACCCUUGCGCGCUACGGCAAGAGCCUCAGAUGGACUGUCAAGUUUCUUAGUGACAAUACAAUUAACAUGCCGCGCCUCCCGUGCUCCUAUGGCAUGGUGGUGGAGAAGUCAUGGUACACAUACUCUAUGGCGGAUCUAGAGGGCUACAAGGUGCUACUCAAUAGGUUUCCCCAGGGCGUCCGCAUGGUGCUCAAUUUCACUGCUGGGGACGGUUUGUGUCCGGCAAAAGGACAGCCGCCGCCUCAGGACUACGCCUGCCUCAGCAGCAACAGCUUUUGUGCCAAUGCAACAUACGGAUAUACCCCUGGCUACAUCUGCAAGUGCCUGGACGGUUACGCGGGCAACCCUUAUAUCCCUAACGGAUGCCCAGACAUUGAUGAGUGCAGCCUCCUCCAAAAUCCAUGCUCAAAUGGCGGGGUCUGCACAAACAAGUUGGGAGGCUAUGACUGUCCAUGCAAAUUCGGAAUGAAGGACGAUGGCAGAGGGGGAACCUGCACAGAUAUAUUCCCUCUAGCAGCAAAGGCGGCUGUGGGUGCAAUAGGUGGUGUACUUCUCGUGGUGAUUAUAUCGUUUCUUGUUAUUCUUCGCAAAGAGAAAAAGAAAGUGAAUGAAUUAUACAAAAGGAACGGCGGCCCAACAUUGGAGAAGGCAAAUGUGAUUAAGCUUUUCAAAAAGGAUGAGCUCAAGCCAAUUUUGAAGAAUAGCAAUUUAAUUGGAAAAGGUUGCUUUGGUGAAGUUUACAAGGGCCUUCUCGAGAAUAAACUAGUUGCCGUAAAGAAGCCGAUUAAUGGUUCUGUGCUAGAGAGUGACCAAUUUGCAAAUGAAGUCAUCAUCCAAUCUCAAGUCAUCCACAAGAAUAUUGUUAGGCUCAUUGGUUGUUGCCUUGAAGUUGAUGCCCCCAUGUUGGUCUACGAGUUUAUCUCCCAAGGUAGUCUCCAUGACAUUCUUCACAAUAACAAUAACAAGGUGGCUCUCAACUUGGAUGCACGUUUAAGUAUUGCUGCACAUUCAGCGGAUGGUCUAGCUUAUAUGCACUCAAAAACAAAUAUUAGAAUUCUACAUGGUGAUGUCAAACCAGCAAAUAUACUCUUGGAUGAUAACUUCAUACCCAAGAUUUCAGACUUCGGCAUAUCUAGGCUGAUUGCAAGAGAGAAGGAACACACUGCAUCAAUCAUUGGUGACAUGAAUUAUAUGGAUCCGGUGUAUCUACAAGAAGGCCUACUCACCGAAAAAAGCGAUGUUUACAGUUUUGGGGUUGUGAUUCUAGAGCUUAUUAGCAGGAGGAGGGCAAUGCAUUCUGACAAUAAUAAGUUGGUAAAGAAUUUUCUUGAAGCUCAUAAGAAACAAAACAAAGCUACUGAGUUUUUUGACAAGGAAAUUGCGAUAACAGAAGAUUUGGAGCUUCUUGACAGUCUAGCAGGUAUGGCCGUGGAAUGCCUUAGCCUUGACGUGGAUCAAAGACCAACGAUGAUGGAGGUAGCUGAGCAGCUACUCAUAUUGGGCCGAUCUCGUAAGGUGUAAGAUAUUUGUCAUAGGUUAUGUUUUGACAAAAUC
Molecule: messenger RNA, 2001 nt
Organism: Triticum aestivum (bread wheat)
Lineage: Eukaryota; Viridiplantae; Streptophyta; Magnoliopsida; Poales; Poaceae
Product: wall-associated receptor kinase 2
Exons: 4
Coding region: 1-1968 (655 amino acids)
Biological process (GO): protein phosphorylation; cell surface receptor signaling pathway
Cellular component (GO): plasma membrane
Molecular function (GO): polysaccharide binding; ATP binding; protein serine/threonine kinase activity
Source: RefSeq, a predicted model, not a curated record